Protopolystoma xenopodis is the source of this 477-nucleotide messenger RNA. The record is from the annotation of a GenBank genome assembly. NCBI's taxonomy places the organism in Eukaryota, Metazoa, Platyhelminthes, Monogenea, Polystomatidea, Polystomatidae.
AUGCUAGUUGUGAUAAUUCCCAUCGUUGGACUGUGGACUUGGUACAGUGCCAGACUUUUCAUCGGCGGUGAGUCUUGCCAUUCUCCGCAUCAAGCUACAACUCAUCAAAGAGGCAAGUUUAUUCACUCCCUUGACUUAUCUUCUUUCAAAUUUUUGUGUUAUCAUUCUUCUUCCUGUCCUUGCACAUCUACCCUCUUGUCACACUCCCGUCCUAUUACACCUUCAUUCUUGCUUAUAUUCUCCUCCUCAAGAGGCGUGCCAUUGUCACCGCACUUGUUGUUUUCCUACCCGCCUCCCAUUCGAGUGGCUGAUCCGAUUCGGGCCUCCCAUCCGGACCUCCUUCAUAGGCCUGUGGAUUCUCUUCUUAUCUUUCUGGUUGGCAGAUUUCAGCCGGUUCCAGUCCCAAACUACGUUUUAUUCCGGGCGCUAUUUCUCAAACCUUCAGUAGCACGCGAACAGUCGCCACACCGAGCAUAG